Mobula hypostoma (lesser devil ray) is the source of this 5462-nucleotide messenger RNA. Its product is annotated as ewing's tumor-associated antigen 1 homolog. Gene Ontology annotation, biological process: DNA damage response; replication fork processing; positive regulation of protein serine/threonine kinase activity. Gene Ontology annotation, molecular function: protein serine/threonine kinase activator activity. The record is from RefSeq and is a predicted model, not a curated record. The transcript has 6 exons. Lineage: Eukaryota; Metazoa; Chordata; Chondrichthyes; Myliobatiformes; Myliobatidae. Gene Ontology annotation, cellular component: nuclear replication fork. Bases 637 to 3327 code for a protein of 896 amino acids.
AGGGUUAAGAAAGUAAUUUGAAGCCUUUAAUAGAUCCAACCUGGAUAAAGAAGUGAUAUAAACACAGAAAGUUAAGGAAAUAAUCCUAAUUAAAGGAAAGAAAAAACAUGUCUUUCACAAUCUAAGGCCAUACCAAAAUGUUUUGCAGAGAGUUAGGAUCUUUUAGAUGUAUGGUCAUAAAGCAAAUAAGUGUGAGUGCUGGUUUAGGCAGUCAGGCCUUGCAAUUAACUUUCAGUAAUGUUCAUGUAGUCUGUUACAUCGGUGUUGACUGAUGAAUAAACGUGGAUUAGUUGGUUGCCUUUAAUUCCUCUAUUCUACCAAAUAUUUGUAUAUAGUAUUUUUAUCUGUACUUGAGGGAGUUGCGUAGCCUUGGUUGUUGCACAAACUAGGCCCUCAUGUCACAAGGUCAUCUGUUGCAGUCGCCCAGGGGAGGAGAUGCUGAAGGCAAUGUGGCAGAGAGCAGGGAUGCAGCGGACACAAUUCUGGGUUGGAUGCUGGCUCUUCUUGUCGUUGCUUCCCUGCAGUGUUCAUAGGUGGAAGACAAGCUGGAUUGAAUUCCUCUUCAGCUGCGCUCACGUAUGAUCAGGACUGCUGCAUCCUUGUUCUUGCAGAAACUUGGCUCCAGGACAACAUCCCAUGCACUAUCAAACUACAGAAGUAUUGUCAUAUAAAACACCUAAGAGGAUAUUCAGAAAGCAGCAGUUCACUGCCAAUCAAGAAUCACCAGUCAAUGAUUCGGAGUUGCAACAGGAUAUUUAUUGGGAUCAGCAUUCACCUACCACAUUUAAAUUGGGUAAUGGAAAGAAGUCAUCCGGAACUUGUCCGCAUGUGGUAGAAAUAUCUGAUAUAGUUAACCGUAUUGCUCCUCAGCAAUCUUCCGAAGUACCUUUGAACAUCUGGCUAGGAGAAGAUGCAAUCCAGUGCAGCCCUGCUGUCUCUUUUCGAGAAAGAAUCAAAACAAAUAAUUCAAGAUUUCAAAGAAGCACAGAGGAAGAAUUAAUGAAGUUGGCAAAAGAAUUUGAUCGGAAUAUGGUAGAACAAGAUAUCAGUUAUGGUCAAGAAAUUAGUGAACUUAACGAGAUUCUGGAUGAUGGAAAUUCAGAACAAACAAUAUGCACUAAGCAAGCAAACUGUGACAUUUCAGCAUUGGAAAAGGUGCCCGAGACUAAAAUUACUGAGCAAGUUGAACAUGAUGGAAAAAGGACCCUUCCUUUACUAAUGUUGCACAGUCAGAGUAGUAGUCAGAAGUCAUUGGAUCUAGAAGCUGAAGCUGCUGUCAAUGCCUUGUUUGAUGGGCCCACUCAGUAUACCAACCUUCCCUUGAGUCAGGGCUUCUCAGGAGAUGACGGUUCAAGUCCAAAAUUAAAUGACUGUCAUUCUGCCGAAGCAGCUUCAACACCUGCAAAAGGCAACACUGAUCAUGACAGGAGCACGAAUAUAACAAGCAUAGGAGAACAAGUGGUUUCAUUUUCAACUGCUUUCAAACAAAAGACAAUUCCCCAUGUCUCCUCGCUAGUUGAACUGAAUCCAGACAACUCUAAACAUGACAAAAAGUUGGUUUAUGAAGAUUCCACUACUGAUUUUAACUUACACCAACAAGAGACAAUUGAUGUUCAAUCCAAAGGCAAAACAGCUGCAGUUUGUUCAUUUGAAUCCGCCCCUGAUAAUGGGUUUGAUGACUGGACGAAUGAUGACUGGAUGGAAGAUGACUCACUUAUAUUGCAAAUUUCACAAAUCCCAGAACUGAUUGAUUCUCCCACUGAAUGCACACACUUUGCAAACCAGUCCUUGGAUACCGCUGGCCAAAAAGUUACAAAGGAGUUUAAGGAUGCAAGCGAGCCUAAGGAUAAUUCUGACGUAGUACCAUCUGUGUCAUUUAUGCAAAGUUCUAUCAGCAAGUCCAACAACAAAGAGUUUGUAACCAAGACCUUACAGUUUGGAGAAAAGUCUGAAAGAGCAAAGCCAAGGUUUACGUUUACAUUGCAAAACAAAGCAAACUAUAAGAUAUCUGAGGAGCAAUCUUUCAAAAUAAGUCAGCCAGAUAAAGACUUUAAACGUGCAAUUAAUACAGUAAAGAAAAAAGAGCAAAAGAAUUCUGAUUUUUCAACACCUCAACAUGAUUCCAACCUGUCCAAUGUACCCAUAAGGGAAUUGACUUCUUUGACUUGUGCAAGAUCUUUUAAACAGGAGAAUGGAUAUGAUGGCAGUACACAGAAAAAAACAGAGCAUUCCCUUGUUUUACAAAAGCUUGCUUCUACUGAGAAUUCUGAAUUGAACUUGGUUAGUAUGCUGACAUCUGAAAGACCCUGUGGUGCUGGCACAGAGAAGGGAUCUGAUAUAGAGAUGCAGAGUACUUUUUCUGAGUUUGUGCUUGAUGAUUGGAAUGAUGCAGAGUUCUACAGUGAAAUUCAAAAUGCAUUUUCUGAAUCUGACGUUUUAUGGGAAACUGGUGAUGAUGAUGAUGAUUUGAACAGGAUGUGCGAUGACGUAGAAAAGCUGAUUGAAAACCAGAAUUCUCAAGUGACUUUACACACUGGAAUGAUAGAAUUGAAGGUAGCCAAUGGCAACCAGAGUUUAACAAGCAAAAAUAUGCAUCAAAAUCAGUGUACCAAUCAGCUUAAUGGGCAGCAAAAGCAUUUAAAUCAAAAUCAACCAUCAAAACAAAAUGUCUUACCUUCAUUGAGGGCUCAACCUAGGCCAACAGAUUUGAUCUGCACAGUCUGUACUAUAACUACGUCCUCUACACAAAGCCAUCAUUUGAAUUCUGUAAGCAAUUUCCAGAGUAAAUCUUUAUCAAAUAUAUCCAAAAUGUGUGCUCUGAAUGUUAACAGAAUAGCUCCUGGGUCUGGUUCAAGAAACACUGUUGAUGCUUCAAAUCUUCCAGGUUCUGCAGACUUUGGCACUGGGCAGAAAAUUUACACAUCCACUGUGACCACAGGUCAUCCAGUCCCCAAAUCAUGUGGUAUAGCUGGCCUUACCAGAACUCCAAGGUUCACCUUCAGUAAAAUUACAAAUUCUUCUGUGAUUGGUGUUCAAGGGAACACAAGUAGUCACGCAACACAGUAUGCUUUUGGCAACAGGGAUCGUGUAAAAAGCUCCAUGGAAAGAUGUGUUCAGUCAAGCGAAAUUACUGCAACUAUACAAUAUCCAACAGCAUCUCUAAAGAGACAUUUCUCAGACUCUACUUUAGAGCUCAAAGUUGGUGAAAUGGUGGAGAAGCCAGUGGCAAAAUGUUCUCAGCAAGAGAUUGAAAAAAAGAAGCAAGCAGCAUUAGCUCGAAGGAAGAUGAAAAUGCAAGCCAGCUGCACUCAUCCAUCAACUGUGUGACUUCAUGAAUCCAAAAAAUGACUUUAUUAUAAGAAAGUAAUGAAGAAAUCAGCACUUGAAUAAAGGAGUGUACUUUUUCUUUUCUGUGGUAAAAACAGAUGUUCGGGUUCUGCAUCUUGUUCCUCCUCUAAUGUAGCCCAAUAAGUUAAUGGAGCACAUUGCUGAGCAACAGAACUAAAGGUUAUGGAAGAUUCUUUUAUUAAAGAGGAAUUUGAAGUAUUAUCUCACAAUGUAUUUCUAAUAUCAUGACUUAAAGUCUGCUUUUCCCACAGCCGCCUUUUCUAUUUUUGUUUAUCUUUCAACUGAUUUGACUCUGUUCCUGCCCUCUAAGCCCAAUGUUUCAGUUUAUGGGUACAAUUUCAGCAACAGUAUUGAGUAGGAGGGAAAAAAAAUCAGGAUUUUUUUCCUUUAAAUCAAGGACAUAGAUGUUAAUUAAAUUUUCCCUGCUGCUACCUAUUUGAGAAAAGUUCACUUAGCAAAGACUGGGAAUUUAAGCGGUGGUCUGCGUGGGUGAGUCUUAACCAGAUGUUUCACUGAGAAUCCUAUUUGAAAGGUUUCCAGAAACAGCUUACUGGUUAUGCAUGAAAUACUAAUCAAAAUUUGAACUGAGUUCCUCAGUGACACCAGCAACCUAUAUCAGACUUCUCAGAUUAAACUGCACAAUUAUGAGCUGCACUAUGUAUUUAAAUAGUUUGCCUGAGUUUAAUUUAUGUAUUUUGCUUUGCAAAUGAGGUGCUUCCAAGAAGUUCCGUUCUUGCUGUAGAUGUUCCAUCUUAAAGAGAGUCUGCUAAUGUAUAUGUUUUACUUUCUUAUUGUUGUUAAGUAAGUUGUUUUUAGUUGGUUUAAAAAUGUUUUGGUUUAAAGUUCCUGUACACCAUUUGACUUUUCUUCUAAACAUAUUAACUGCUGCCCCAGAUAGCUGCCCAAAAUCAUGGAAAUCAGAGUUUUUUUUUUCAUUUUACACCAUAGAGUUUUAUGUUCAUUUGUCACCACUUUGGUGUUGCUUAAAACAUAAGCACUUUCCAUUUUUCUUUAGUAUGAUGAAAGGUCUGUUCCAAAACUCAGACCCAGACAAAUGUUUCAUUUGGGUUCAUGUUGUCAUGUGAAUAAAGCUGUUGUGACAUUUUUAAUAUGUUCAUAGAUGACUGCAAUAAUGUUCCAUAACUUUUACUGCAUAAAUGUUUUAUCAUAAACAUUCUCUGUUAUCUCUUAUAAUCUACCUCAAAACAUGGACAUUUAAUUAAACUAUUCUUGACCCUGUCCAAUGGUUUAUUUAAUGUAAUAAUUCGGUGAAAUAUUUGUGAUACUUUGUCAAUUAUUAAAUAUAUGCCUUUUAGUUAAAUUUGAUACUUUUUUGUUUUGUAUGCACUACAUUGUUAAUGUUUGUGGUCUAAGACUUAAAGAGCAGUCUGAGAGCAAUUGUAAUGUUCCAAUUCUGCAGCAUUAUUCUUUGCAGUAGGUUUCUGCUGACCUCUAAUGCUUUGGCAAGUGUACAUAUGUAAGUGUUUAUGUAUACCUGGUGCUUUUUAACCAAGAGUCUAGACAUCUAAUAAAGAAAAAUUUCAAGGAGUCAUUUAGUAUUAGAAAAUGGCAAACUAAUGUACCUUGCAUUUUGCUUAUAUGCAGUUCCAUUUACUAUUCUUAAGGGAAUAAUCUAGUUAACUUUCUGUAUUUGGCUGAGUGCUUGAUAAAAUUGUAGCAAUCAACUAUGUUGCAAAACUGAAGAUUUUCUGUUAAGAUUGUGGUGUAUUUUCAUAUACUGCUGUUGUCUAGGACCAUACUAAAUUUAUUUGAAAUUUAAGAUACAUGGAACUAGUCUUACGUGAAUCGCUUCUGAAAAUAUUGCAGUAUCUGUGAAUUUGGCAACCUUGCUAAUAGGCAGAGUCGAUCUCAUCUUCCUGCUUGGAUCUUAAUCUUAAUGAUUCACAUUUAUAAUGAACAAUUUACAUUAUUGACCAGCAUAUGACUGCUAGUAAGAUUGGGUGGUUGCAAUUUAUCAUGGAAUCAUGCAGCAUAGAAAUGGGCACUUACGGCCCAAUGUCCAUUUCACAGUGAACACUAUCUCUGCUAAUUCCAUUUCACUGCAUUGGACCCUUAUCUCUCUAUGCCCUUCCUGUCUAGGUACUUGUCCAAAU